GGAGCCACUUGCUCCCUCUAAUUAGCAGCGUGUGCCGGUAAAGAAACUCAGUGGAGCAACCUCUACAAGGCACAAAGGCACCCGGGUGUCACUUCACUUGUGUGUGAUGUCUUUGACUGUGUGAAAUCCGACUUGGAGAGGCAGUCUGGUUAUCCGGUGAGCUCCGGCGUGUUCCGCUGCUGACAGACGUCGGCCAAGGCUGAAAGUGUAGGAAAAGAAAAAAAAAGGAAAGAGAAAACACUCUUGUGAACUUCGGCUCGCUCACUUUGAUCGCGGGUUGGAUCGGACGCACCGACUCGCUGCCCCAGCUGAGAACCGAGGGGCCCCACGGCUGUUGUGUUGCGUGUCCGAUCUGCAAGACAGUGACGGGACUUAACAGCCUGCUGUAAUGAUGAUGUCCUACAUAAAGCAACCCCAUUACACCAUGAACGGGUUAAAUUUGCCUGGUCCCGGAAUGGACGUGCUUCACACAACCGUCGCUUAUCCACCCACUCCCCGGAAGCAGCGCAGGGAGCGCACCACCUUCACCAGGACGCAGCUGGACAUCCUGGAGGCGCUGUUCUCCAAGACCCGCUACCCAGACAUCUUCAUGAGGGAGGAGGUGGCCCUCAAGAUCAACCUGCCCGAGUCACGUGUCCAGGUCUGGUUUAAGAACCGCAGAGCUAAGUGCCGCCAGCAGCAGCAGCAGAGCAGCGGCCAGUCCAAACCCCGCCCUCCCAAGAAGAAAGCCUCACCAGUGCAGGAACCCAGUGCCCCCGACCCCGUUCCUAACCCGUCUGGCUCUUACAGCCCCUCCUCAGCCCAGUCGGGCCCCAGCCUGGCUCCGAGCUCCAGCACUGGAAACACUGCUGUAUCCAUCUGGAGCCCGGCCAUCUCGCCCCUGCCCGACCCCCUGGCCUCCUCCUCAGCCCCCUGCAUGCAGCGCCCCUCACCUUACCCCAUGAGCUACGGCCAGCCAUCAGCCUACACCCAGGGUUACGCCAGCACCACCUCCUACUUCACCGGCCUGGACUGCAGUGCCUACCUGUCUCCCAUGCACUCGCAGCUGUCGGGCACCGGGGGCGCCCUCAGCCCCAUCACUGUGCCCUCUAUGGGGGGCUCGCUGAGCCAGUCCCCAGCAUCCCUGUCCUCGCAGGGCUACAGCACUGCCUCCUCCCUGGGCUUCACCUCUGUUGACUGCCUGGACUACAAGGACCAGCAGGCCUGGAAACUGGGCUUCACCACAAUGGACUGCCUGGACCACAAGGACCAAAACUCCUGGAAGUUCCAGGUCCUCUAAAGAGCGAGAGGAAGAGUGGCACCGGCGCGCGUCCACAUGUCAAUGAGUGUCCCUUGUGAGAUAGUGUGAAGAUAUUCUGCCAGAUAAACUUGUUAUCGGUGAUUCUCAGUUUCUUUGUUUCGGAAGAUUUUGUUUUUAUUUUCUAAGAGCGACCUCUGUAGUAACGCAUUUCAUUUCAAGUGUUUUGGUGAAGAAGGGACCAGUGACCGUCAUCGAUGCUGCCUGACUGCAAAUCAUGUCUGUUGUCUUCAUGCUACGUUAAAUAAGAGAACAAACGCCUUUAAAGAGUUUGUAGGGAAAGACUGGAGUCCUACCUAUGGAAACACACCCACACACACGCACACACAAACACACGCAGACAGACAACACUUGUUUUUUUCUUUCUAAAUUGUGAUAGAAUGAAUGGAGAGCUGAGGAUCUCUGAAGUCCUCUAGGUCACGUCCUCCUCCAGGGUUACAAUGUUUUAGCUAUUUAUUAUUAUUUUAUGCUACAUUUAAAUAUGUUAUUUGAUUGCAUUUAGAUUUUUUUUUUUUGAACAUUUGUGUUACAAAUUUAAGUGUUAGCCUUUAGUGUUCUCAUCCUGCUUUGUUUGGUGGAAACGAAAUGAUUUUCUGUUUUAGCUGUGUGACAUAUUAAAGUGAUCUAUUCUUUA
This is a messenger RNA of Mugil cephalus (flathead mullet), 1931 nucleotides long. RefSeq names its product cone-rod homeobox (gene crx). Gene Ontology annotation, molecular function: RNA polymerase II cis-regulatory region sequence-specific DNA binding; DNA-binding transcription factor activity, RNA polymerase II-specific. The coding region runs from base 389 to 1279 and encodes 296 amino acids. Lineage: Eukaryota; Metazoa; Chordata; Actinopteri; Mugiliformes; Mugilidae. The record is from RefSeq and is a predicted model, not a curated record. Gene Ontology annotation, biological process: multicellular organism development; regulation of transcription by RNA polymerase II. The transcript has 3 exons. Gene Ontology annotation, cellular component: nucleus.